Molecule: messenger RNA, 708 nt
Organism: Tetrahymena thermophila SB210
Lineage: Eukaryota; Ciliophora; Oligohymenophorea; Hymenostomatida; Tetrahymenidae
Product: transmembrane protein, putative
Exons: 5
Source: RefSeq, a predicted model, not a curated record
AUCAUUCAUUACCUUAUUUAUUAUUUCAAUAUAUUUUUAUUCAAGUUUGCAUAUCUUUUUUUUGCUGAUCUCAUGAAUUAGUUUGAGGAAAAUGAAUAGGAAUUUAUUGAAACGAAGGAAUAAAUAAAACGUUUACUAAGAAAUUCAAAUUCCAGGAAUGUAGAAUAGUAAAUAUAAUCAGAAAUGAAAUAGUUAAAAUUUAGCUUAACAAGUAUGGAAUAAGAGUCUAUUAGCAUAAAAAAGCACUAAUAAAAAGUUAAACAGUAUUAAAAUGAAUAUCUGUAGCUAUAGCAAGAAAUAAACUAGAAAGGAAUACAACUUGCACAAUAGGCACUUUUCGGUAAAUAGUUUGAUGCCUUAAGGGUUCAAGAAAAACAAUAUUAGUAACACAAUAUGAGUGGAAAUGAUGACAAUGAAAUAUAUAUUAGCAAUCUAAGAUCUAACAAUACAUUAAUUGGAGCUAAGCAUGAUAUUUACAAAGCUAGCCAAUAUGCUGACUCGAUGUAAUCUAACGUUAACGCAUAGAAUAAAUAAUUAGACAAAGUAGUUCAAAGAACUUAACAUAACUAGAGGGAAUUCGACCAAGCUGAAGGCGAUAUUAAUACUAUGUAGAGAAGGAUUAACCUAAAUAAAUGCUUAUUAUAUUCACUAUUUGCUUUUAUAGUUGCUGGAUUUCUAUUUAUAAUAAUUUAUAAAGCCUUCUUGUGA